GUGCUGCUGCUAUACUGUAAUCAUAUGAUAGGGAGUUGAUCCCCGUUGCAGAAUACCGACACACCGGGCGGACACCAGCAGAGCAACCGGGGCGGAGGACACCAGAUGAUAGUAGGUUUUUAUUGUAAAGAAGUGCGUGGAGUCUGUUCAGAGUGUCGCCUGAAGUGUCAAAAAAGAGCCAAACUCCCCCCACAAAAAAAGGAACUUUUUCAAACUCUGGAGAGAGUCGGCACAGGGGGGAAGAAGAGAGGGCACACAGACGAAACGUUAACCAAAGGACAGUCGAUUUAACCGGAGCUGAGAUUUGAGUUUGAACCGCUAUCAGAGAGGCGGUCAGCGGGUCGCGGCCGGUGGAAACCCCUGGGGUCUUCGCAUCGCUUGUUGGGGCGUGUGUGUGUGUUUUUGUGAAUUUCCCUCACAAGUUUCUCAACUAGCCUAUAGGUCACUUUAUUGUAGAGCUAAAACCAUGGUCGGGGAGACAGAGGUGAAGGAGAGACCCAAGUCCAACCCGGACUACCUAAUGCAGCUGAUGAACGACAGGAAGGUGAUGAGCUCCCUGCCCAACUUCAGCGGCAUCUUCUCGCAUCUGGAGCGGCUGCUGGAUGAAGAAAUCGGCAGGGUACGCAAGGACAUGUACAACGACACAGUGAACGGCGGCAUGUUCAACGGGCGGGACAUGGAGGAACUUCCCGAAGCUAUCGGCCCUGUGGCUCAGCUGCAGGAGAAGCUCUACGUGCCUGUCAAAGAGUACCCCGACUUUAACUUUGUAGGGAGGAUCCUGGGCCCACGUGGACUGACGGCCAAACAACUGGAGGCAGAGACCGGCUGCAAGAUUAUGGUGCGAGGAAAAGGCUCCAUGAGAGACAAGAAGAAGGAGGAGAUGAACCGAGGGAAGCCCAACUGGGAGCACCUCAGCGAGGAUCUCCACGUCCUGAUCACAGUGGAGGACACACACAACCGGGCCAAGAUCAAACUCCAGCGAGCCAUCAACGAGGUCAAGAAACUUCUUGUGCCAGCUGCUGAGGGGGAAGACAACCUGAAGAAAAUGCAGUUGAUGGAGCUGGCCAUUCUCAAUGGGACCUACAGAGACGCCAAUGUCAAGAUGGCCACCGCCGGCUUCCCUCUAGGGACACCUCAGGCGCCUCGUAUCCUCACAGGUCCGACGUCGGUCCUACCUCCCUCCAUGCGCAACCCCAACCCCGUCUCCACGCAGACCAUGUUGCCUCUGAUUCGUCAGAUCCAGAGCUCCGCCCUCAUGCAGGGAGCCAAUCCGCACCAGGCGCUGGUGCAGCAAGGGCCCGAAUCUGGAAUCAUCUACACGCCCUAUGACUAUCCCUACACACUCACGCCAUCCAUAUUGGAAUACCCGAUUGACUCAACUGGAGUAUUAGUCCCUUCUUCCUGUGUUUUUGCAGCAGGUGCCAUGACCACUAAGCUACGACGCCACGACAAGAGAAUCCAUCCUUACCAAAGGGUAGUGACCCCAGACAGAGCUGCCACGGCAACUAACCCAUGACCCCUUGACCUUCUGACCUUUCCGCCCACUGAUGACCCACCCAUCUCCGCCUGCUGGCGUGCUCAUUGGCCCACGGCCCCGUCACUCCCCCAGCUCAGCCAACCAGACCAGCACAUUGGGAACAACCCGGCUGCUUCUGUCUAACCAGCCAACCAGAGGACAGCGAUCAUGGGAAUAAACCUCAGGACCCUGCCCAUCACCAAGUCCUAACCUAAACUUUACCAAACGUGCCUUCCUUCCCAAAGUCCAACGCCAGUCUGAGAAUGUUUUAUAACCAGUCGAGACCCCAAUCUGUAACAGCUGUUGCCGUGCAUAACAAGUAGACUUUACUGGGGACGGGCUGCUAAACCAAUCCCUGGCCGUGCCAAACUGCCCUGCCAUCAGUCCAUGUGAUGCUAUAAUAAUGACUCUAUUAAUAACAUGGUAACUAUACUGAUAAUAAUGGUACUUAUCCAGCACAGACACUCUUCCUAAAACUAAAAGAGAUAUGUUGAUAUUUGGAAGCAUCAUUUCCUCAGUGGGCACCUCUUACUUAAAGGAAUACCCACAAUAUGAUCAUUUGUACAUCUCGAUUACUCACCCCGUGGUUCCUUGAAUUUGUAAAGAAAGCGUUUAGUUUUCCUCUCAUGCCUUCACGGUGAACAAAGGGUACAAAACGGAGAAAGGUCCUGAUGAAUUGAAAGUAAAUGGGGGGCCGCGUUCAACAAUAGCAAAACUUUUUAUACUUUAACUUUUCUUCACACGCGUUAAAGGGAUUCCUUCUUUUCUGGGCCAAUAUACAUUCAUUCAUUUACGCAUUAUAAUUGCUGUUAAUAUGUUAAUAUAUUAACACGCUUUCCCUUGAAUUGUCACAUCAAUGAUGUGUUUAAAAUGUCACUUUUUCGUCCAGAUUUUAUUAUUUUGUGCAUCAUUUCCUUUAAAGAGGAGAGAUUUCCUUUUCUCUUCGACACGUCUGAACGGGCUAAAUAAAAACAAAAAAGCCGUCGGUCGGUGAGGUAAAGUGCCAGCGCAGAAUCUUUUUCACCGUCAAAAGAAACAAGUGCUCAGUGAGGAAAAUGAACAAAUGCCAAAGUAUCUUUUGAGUUUUUCCUUAAUAAGUAAAUCAUCCCAAUACUGAGUCAACAUAUGCAGUAUAAAUGCCAUGUCUGUAGUACAGUGCAGAUACACACACAGAGGGAAGGUUGCACGUCUUUUGUCCAAAUGGAGAGGACUUACACAACGAUGCCUUUUUCACACUACAGUAUUGUAUGAGCUCGAACAACAGUGCCUUUAUUUAUUUGAGAGCGAUGGAACAAUGUUACACCUAAAUCUUUUAUUACUGCAUUGUGGUUUGUGCCCAGCUUGAAAUGAUGUUCUUUGGGUUUAUGCAGAUUAAUUGUCAUCAUCUACAUUUUAUGGCCCACAUCCAUAACUCUUCUCAAUUCAGAUUUUAGUGCCAAAAAAAAAAGAAAGUGGCUCAUUUGAAUCGGAAGUGCAAUGCAGUAUUGAAGCAGCAGCUACGAUGUCUGAAAUGUUUAUGUGUGAGGUUCGUAUACCUCGAGAGAACAGUGUUAUAUUUUAUCUUUUCUUUUUGUGUUGUUUGUGUUUUUGAUUGUUUUGUUUGAGAUGAAGUCGUCCAUAUUUCCUAUAUUCAUGUGUAUCCGCUUUCUCCGAAGGUGUGGUACAGUUACGCACACACACAAGCCAACUGAGGCCUUGACAUAAAAAAAAAAGAAGAAAAAAUCAUAAUAAUUGUAACAAGUUUAUAAUGUAUUUUUAUAUUCUAUUUUGUACGUGAAAAUAACAUUAAAUUACCUUUUCAGAUAAAAAAACAUGCCUUAUUACGGAGAGUAAUUUGAUUUAACUAUCCUUCAUGUGUCAUUAUUAGUAACCAAUGUCCUGAUAUACUGGAGUCUCUGAUGUCCUCUGUUUUAACUUGAGCCUUUGAGAUCAACAUUGCUUGCCCUCUGUGCCUUUUGUAUACUAUGAGUGUGACAAUUAACAGUGUAGUGCAACAUUAAUCUACUCUUCAGUGCCAAGUGUAGGUUACUAACUGUUACCCCACUUCUGUGAUUAUUAACCACUUUAAUGGUAUCUGUCUCGGCUUUGAUUUUCUUUAAAAAAAAAAAAAUUACAUGUGUGUCUAAAAAAAAUGAAGAUAUGUGUUGAACUUUUAACUUUUAAAGUGAGCAGAAAUAACUCUU
Molecule: messenger RNA, 3699 nt
Organism: Cottoperca gobio
Lineage: Eukaryota; Metazoa; Chordata; Actinopteri; Perciformes; Bovichtidae
Gene: qki2
Product: QKI, KH domain containing, RNA binding 2
Exons: 9
Coding region: 467-1516 (349 amino acids)
Biological process (GO): regulation of mRNA splicing, via spliceosome
Cellular component (GO): nucleus
Molecular function (GO): mRNA binding
Source: RefSeq, a predicted model, not a curated record